GUGCGAACAUCAUGAAUCUCGAGGGCUACAAUGCAACAGUAAACUUAAUCAUAGAACGCUUAUACCUCCAUAUCUAUCGAUUGAUGACCACCUAAGCAUAGACGAACAACCUUCAUCUCAAAGCAGAGCUCCAGCUUACCUCACCUACACAAUGCCUUCCGCAAUCGCCAUCAAACAAGUCCCUGGCAAACCAGGCCAAGUCUACUACCCCCUCGAGAAGAUCACUAUCCCCGAACCAAGACCCUCAGAAAACGAAGCUGUCAUCUCCCUCACCGCCGCCGCCCUUAACCACCGCGACCUCUUCAUCCGCCAACACCUCUACCCCGGAACUGCCUUCGGCGUGCCCCUCCUCGCCGACGGCGUCGGCGUCGUUACGCGAACCGGCUCCUCCGCCGCAGCACAGAAAUGGAACGGAAAGCGCGUCCUCCUGAAUCCCGGGACAGGCUGGAAAGACAGCCCCGACGGCCCCGAGCACCCCAAGGGCUACGCCAUCAUGGGCGGGACAAAGUCCAAUCCCGCGGGAACGCUCGCUGACGUUGCGACGCUGGAUUCGGGGGAGCUAGAGGCGUGUCCGGAACAUUUGAGCGACGAGGAGGCCGCCGCGCUGCCGCUGACGGGGUUGACGGCAUGGCGCGCGUUUUUCGUCAAGUCAGGCAAUGCGCUUCCGGGCAGGAACAUCUUUGUGACUGGGAUUGGCGGCGGCGUUGCGCUAAUGGUGUUGCUGUUCGGAGUGGCGCAGGGGUGCAAUGUUUAUGUUAGCAGCGGGGAUCAGAAGAAGAUUGACAAGGCUAUCAAACUGGGCGCGAAGGGAGGUGUCAACUACAAAGAGGAAGGGUGGGAAAAGAAGCUUAGGGCGAGCCUACCCAAGGAUAGGCCGUACUUUGAUGCGAUUGUGGACGGCGCAGGUGGGGAUAUUGUGGCGAAGGGGACCAAGUUGUUGAAGGCUGGAGGUGUCAUCUCCAUCUACGGCAUGACCGUAUCCCCGAAGAUGAACUUCCUCAUGACGGCCGUGCUCAGCAAUAUCGAGGUCCGCGGCUCUACUAUGGGUUCGCGGAAGGAGUUCGCAGAAAUGGUGCAGUUUGUGCGCGAGAAGAAGAUCAGGCCGAUUGUUAGCAGGAGUGUGCAUGGUAUGGAUAUUGGGCAGUUGGAUGAUCUGUUCGAGGAUAUGAAGAAUGCGACGCAGUUUGGAAAACUGGUGGUCACGCUCGGCGAGAAGGGGAAGGCGAGUAAGUUGUAGUGGACGUGAAGACUGGAGCAGAGUCGAGAAUGUGAGCCAAUUAACGUGUGGGUAUCGUGGCGAUUGAAAUAACAGUAAACAUUGUGAGUGCUUACCAACAACAACCUAUAGAAGUCGUGCG
Messenger RNA from Paraphaeosphaeria sporulosa, 1358 nucleotides. RefSeq names its product NAD(P)-binding protein. The transcript has 3 exons. Bases 152 to 1237 code for a protein of 361 amino acids. Gene Ontology annotation, molecular function: oxidoreductase activity. NCBI's taxonomy places the organism in Eukaryota, Fungi, Ascomycota, Dothideomycetes, Pleosporales, Didymosphaeriaceae. The record is from RefSeq and is a predicted model, not a curated record.